GAGAGGAAGAGCUGGACAUGGAGGAGGAGGAACGGGAGGUGGUGCGAGUCCGGGUCCGGAAAUGUGACGGGGUCCUACAGCCAGAAUCGCGCUCAUUCGCGGUUGAUCCUCAGAUCACCUCUUUGGAUGUCCUGCAGCAUAUUCUGAUCCGGGCCUUUGAUCUCAGCGGGAAGAACUUUGGAAUCAGUUACCUGAUCCGUGAUAAACAGGGGCAUGAGACUUAUACAUCCUUGAUGUCUGACUGGGAUCUGGGCACUGCAUUUGACAGCGCCUCCAAGCCGUACCUCCAACUCAAGUUAGAUAUUAAGCCAUCCGAGGACAGUCCAUUGCUUGAAGACUGGGAUAUCAUUAGUCCAAAGGAUGUUAUUGGCACAGACCUGUUUCUAGUGGACAAGCGUACACUGAGCUCAGCACUUCCCUUUACCCAGACCAUCUUGUCUCAGGUAGGACGGACACUUUCCAAAGUUCAGCAAGCCUUGAGUUGGUCUUACGGGGAAGAUAUAAAGCCUUUUAAACCACCUUUGAGCGAUACGGAGUUCCACACAUACCUGAACCAUGAAGGACAGCUGACGCGUCCUGAGGACCUGCGUUUGCGUAUAUACCAUGGUGGCGUGGAGCCUUCACUGCGCAAGGUGGUUUGGCGUUACCUUCUCAAUGUGUACCCGGAUGGCCUUAGCGGGCAGGAGCGCCUGGACUACAUGAAGUGUAAGACUCGAGAGUAUUACCAGCUGAAGAGCGAGUGGCGGGAACGAUGCAGCGCAGAGGACCUGGAAUUCAUUCAAGGCAAUGUACUGAAAGAUGUCCUGCGCACAGACCGCACACACCCUUACUAUGCAGGAUCUGAGGACAGCCCGCACUUGCAAGCACUACACGACCUGCUCACCACAUAUGCUGUUACACAUCCGCAGGUAUCUUACUGUCAGGGCAUGAGUGAUAUAGCCUCGCCUAUCCUGGCUGUGAUGGACAACGAGGCCCAUGCAUUUAUUUGCUUCUGUGGCAUCAUGAAGCGACUGGAGGGAAACUUCCACAUGGAUGGGGAGUGUAUGUCUGUCAAGUUUUCCCACCUCAAGCUCCUACUGCGAUACUCUGAUCCCGAUUUCAGCUCCUACCUUGUGUCCCGUGGGGCUGAUGACCUGCUCUUCUGCUAUCGUUGGCUUCUUCUGGAGCUCAAGAGGGAGUUUGCUUUUGAGGAUGCCUUGCGGAUGCUGGAGGUGACUUGGAGUUCAUUACCCCCAGACCCUCCUGAGAAAGAGGUGGAGCUGGUGGGCUCACCAUGUGCACCAGGGGAGAGUCGUAAAAACACAAGGAGGAGGCAUAUGAUGCGUCCAGACCGUGGGCUAAGCCCGGAAGAGGAGGAGGAGGAGGAGGAGGAGGAGGUGGAAGAGCAAGAGGCGGGACAACAGAAAGAGAGCAAAUCAUUGGAAGUUACACAUAAAGAACCAGGGGCACAUCAGGAGCCAACAGCUAGGUGCUCUCCAUUACUGAAACAGGCCAGCUUUGGGGAGUUUAAGUGUUAUAGUACCAAUAUGGACGACAUAAGUGUAGAGAGAGAUGAUGAACCUGCCAGUUCUCCUGUCAAUAUUCGGCAGCCCACAGAGGACGACGAAGAAGAAACGUUCUGGGAAGAAGAACCACUCAUCAAACCACCUAACUCUUUAGGAGUCACCAAAUCCAUAUCUGUCCCUUGCCUGAGUGAAGAGACCACAAACUCACAGUGCACCCCUUCAUGUGUUGAUGGGAAACCCAUAACAUCUACCCCCAGUGGAGAGGAGAAAAGCGACGUAAACCUUGAACCUGAGCAGCCUGUCGCUCACUCCCCAGCCCCAAUCAGCUUGCCCCCUCCACAGGAGUUUGGGCGUGGGAACCCAUUUAUGCUCUUUCUGUGCCUCUCAAUCUUAUUGGAGCACCGCGAGCAAAUUAUGAAACAGAACAUGGGCUAUGAUGAGCUGGCAAUGCAUUUUAAUCGCUUGGUGAGGAGGCAUAACCUAAACCGCGUGCUGCAUCGAGCCAAGGCGUUGUUUGCCGAUUAUCUGCAAUCCAAGGUUUGGGACUCGGAGGAGGGAGAUGAGGCAGCUGCAGAAUCCCCAGCCAUAUCCUGACACCCUGAUUCACUACAUUUUACCCACUGGCUCUGGGUAAAGUCUAUCAAAGGAGUGGUUUGAUUGCACUGUAACACUAUCUGUCCACAGCAGUGAAGGAGUUAAUACUCUAAGGCUCUAUUUAUAAUUAUGAAAACUCUAGCAAUGAUAUGAAGUAAUCUGACUUGUGUGACUGGGGCUGGGGCAGGCAGGGCCGUGCUCUACAAGAAAACCCCCCUCUCCCAACUGGACUUACAGACAGGCGAGGAGCUACCCCUCUCCCAACUGGACUUACAGACAGGCGAGGAGCUACCCCUCUCCCAA
Molecule: messenger RNA, 2402 nt
Organism: Pelobates fuscus (common spadefoot toad)
Lineage: Eukaryota; Metazoa; Chordata; Amphibia; Anura; Pelobatidae
Gene: TBC1D25
Product: TBC1 domain family member 25
Exons: 6
Coding region: 18-2099 (693 amino acids)
Biological process (GO): activation of GTPase activity; regulation of autophagosome maturation
Cellular component (GO): autophagosome
Molecular function (GO): GTPase activator activity
Source: RefSeq, a predicted model, not a curated record